Messenger RNA from Carica papaya (papaya), 1425 nucleotides. NCBI's taxonomy places the organism in Eukaryota, Viridiplantae, Streptophyta, Magnoliopsida, Brassicales, Caricaceae. The record is from RefSeq and is a predicted model, not a curated record.
AUGGAAAGAUCGGGAUACGAGGAAUAUAGUAGGAAAACCCUAGCGGAGGCACUAAAAUGUCAAGGUAACAGGGCUAUGCAGUCAAAGCUAUACUCUGAUGCAAUUGAGUUGUAUUCUUUUGCAAUUGCACUUUGUGAACAGAAUGCUGUUUACUACUGUAACAGGGCAGCUGCGUACACACAGGUGCACAAAUAUAUAGAAGCAAUCAGUGAUUCCCGUAAGUCCAUCGAAAUUGAUCCCAGUUACAGUAAGGCAUACAGUCGUCUUGGCUUGGCUUAUUAUGCUCAAGGAAAUUAUGCUGAUGCUAUUGAGAAAGGAUUUAAGAAAGCCUUGCAAUUGGAUCCAAAUAAUGAAGCUGUCAAAGAAAAUAUUCGGGUGGCAGAGCAAAAGUUAAAAGAAGAGCGGGAACAGACAAGACAUGAUCAGGGUACAAGCUCAAGUCAUAGUGAUCAAGAAUCCAAUAACCAUCAACAAGGAGGGGCAAGGAGGCACGGCACACCACCUCCAUUUACAAUGCCUUUCAAUAUCAACACCAGUGGGCUUCCUACGGAUUUUGCCAGCAUGCUUAUGAACAUGACAGCAAAUGCUUACCAGGGACAACCAUCUCAGAACAGGCAAGGGGAUGAUGGUACUGCUAAUGAAUCAGAUGGGCCUGGAAUAAGAAUUGGUGGGAACAUUAAUUUGGAUUUUGGAGAACAAAUGCCUGAGCAGCUAACAGAAGCUUUUAGGUCAAUGAUGGAUAUGUUCUCAGGGGCUUCGCAGCAACAGAAUUCUGAUGGGUCUGCAAAUGGGAGUUCGACUGCGAGCUAAGCUGUACUAUGGCCUAGUAACAAAUGCCAAAAUGGCAGCACAGCCAGGAAAUUCUCAAGAUGCUUCGAGAGAAAAGACCUUAAAAUUUUCAAGAUGCUCCGAGUAAAGACCGUAGAAAUUUUCAAGAUGCUCUGAAAGAAAAUACCGGCCACAACUGAAACACCUUUGCUUUCUUUAUUUAUUUGUUUUUGUAUUAUUAUACAAGUUUGUAAUAGAAUUUUAGUUUCACUAACAAUUUUCACCAUCCCAGCGAGUAUAAGCAAUGUUCAUUUGUGACAAAAAUGAAAAUUCAUAGGCUUGCAGCUUUUUCAAGAUUCUCUUUUGGGAAAGUCAUGGAAAUUCUUGGGCCUGAAACUUGACUCCUGAUCAGCAAUUGUUAUGCUCCAUGCGCUGGCAUUAUUCUUGGGUUACCAUCAAGUAUCUCAACAGCUUCUAAAGGGAUCGAUGCAACUCCACACCUUCGUUGCAACUGACAUUGUUUUUAGUUAGGAAUCUACACUACUUGUGUGUGUAUAUUAUAUAAGACAUCUUGGACAUUUACGAAUUAAUGUGCGCUCGAUGUAAACCGAGGCUACAUAGCCACGGGAUCGGAAAUGGAUGAAUAAAAUUCGAAAA